This is a messenger RNA of Lycium barbarum (goji berry), 1157 nucleotides long. RefSeq lists its product as uncharacterized. The record is from RefSeq and is a predicted model, not a curated record. The transcript has a single exon. Bases 266 to 922 code for a protein of 218 amino acids. NCBI's taxonomy places the organism in Eukaryota, Viridiplantae, Streptophyta, Magnoliopsida, Solanales, Solanaceae.
UGCCCUUCAUUAUCUCCUUCACUGCUUCUCAAAUUUUCCUUCUCUCUUCUUUUUUACCUAUAACUAUAUAACCAACAAACAAUUACAACUGCCAAAAGCAAACAACUCUUUUUUGCUUUUCCUUUUUCCAUUAUCUGUCUCUAGACGUAGAAAUUCAACACGAUAGCCUACUGUGGCUUCCCCACCUCCCCCACUAAUAUUAUAUUACUUUAUUCAAAAAGAUAAACAUCUCAUUUCAAAUCAACCUAUAUUGUCCUUUCACACCAUGAAAAAAGAGUUGAAAACCGAGAAUAACAGCAACAAGCGGACCCGAGUUGAGUCAGGAUUGGACUCAGUUGAUGACUCAUCUGAGUCCAAGCGAGUUAACACAGACUCGUCCGAGUUGGACCGAGUCGACUCUCACUCGGAUGACGUGGAAAGAGAUGUGUACCUGCACUCGCAGAUAAGAGAAGACAUAUUGGACAUCUUAGAUGAGCCUGACACUUUAACGGAAUGCACACCGGAGAUUCAGAAUCUCGACAAUAUCAUGAAGAGCUUUGAGGAAGAGAUACUUAACGGCGAUCCACAGACAGUACUUGAUCUGACGUCAUCAGAUUCCGUCAACUCCCGACCGGACAUCGGUUACCUCCUCGAAGCCUCCGAUGAUGAGCUCGGUUUACCUCCAUCAGUUUCUCCUCCCUAUGAUCAGGUUAACGGCGAAUCUGCCCUCAUAACGGAGGCUUCAGAAUUCGCCGAAAUGCCUAAUUAUGACUCGUUUGAUUUCGGGAUGGAUCCUGAGGCAAGGGAAGGAGAUAAUGACGGCGUUAGCGGUAACGGCGACGGCGACGGCGACUUUGUGACGGUUGACGGGUUGUUUGAUUACACGGAGCCAGCGGAUUUUUCUGAGUUUUCAUGGCGGCAGGAAUCAUUACCUGCUCUAUAAACUUAUGAAUGUGAAUGGUAGCGUAGUUUGUAUAAUCUGAAAACCAGAUAGCACAGGAUAAAAAUAGGAAGCUAAAAUUGUGUGGACAUGCUUAUUAGAAUCAAAUGUGUCUUCAGGGCUAGAAAUUGGAGUUAUCUCUUAAAAAAGAAAUUGCUCGUUUGAACUCAGGAUUCUGGAGAUUUGAUGUUAAAUUACGAUACACAAAUGAGUUAAUUUUAUCCCAUUAAUUAUUGAA